UUUAGGUGAAGAUAAGGAUCUCAAAUUGAAUAUGGUAGGCUUCACUUCAACUCCUGCCGUUAAGGAGCAGAAGGAAACUAUUAUUCGUGGUUAUUCUCUAGGUUCCGACAAAUCAGAAAAUAUCACACUCAGCUUCAAUCUACUUUGCAACAAUAGCGAUGUGCAUAAAUGUGUUCAACAUAAGCGUCGUCCUAAGUUUCGUGAAGCUAAAAUUAGUUCCAAAAGCGACGAGUGUACUGUUGACGCCCGAAUCGGUGUAUUCACUGCGUACGCUGAGAAAGGUGAGCGAAAUGGCACCGCUACAAUCAUAGUUCACCAUGCUGAUUCCUAUGUAGAACCGAUUGUUCGCACCAAGACUGUUAGUACAGGUGAUAGUAACGUUACAUUGGGCGUCAAAAACGUUAACGGAAAUAAUAAUAUAUUACGAUGGGCGAAGGACGGAAUAGACUGUGAUUGGAAUGGUUUGACGGAGAUUAAAUUCGACACGAUUACCGAGGCUCAUGCUGGGAUUUAUGAAUGCUUUCAAGAUGACAAACGGGAAGAACGAAAACACGCUUUUAUGCAGCUGAUUGUAAGAGAAUGUCCACAUAACAAGUGGUCUCCGCCUAAAUGCAACAUGAGCUGCGAGGUGUGCUACAAUGGAGGGGUAUGUGAUACAUACAUCGGAACCUGUAUUUGCCCUUCGGGAUUUAUUGGAACUAAUUGCACAAUACCUACUGGUGGUAAUAUGUUUGGACGUGACGGUGGAACCCCGUGCAGGACGGGUAAUAGUGAGGGAUGCAAAGGGAAACUGAUUUGUCCACCAAUGCCGCAGGGUUGUGCCUGCCACGCUGGCUGGGAAGGACUUAAAUGUGAAAGUAAAUGUGAACUUGGCAAGUAUGGCGCUGACUGUCUACAAGAUUGUCAUUGUGACAAUGAUAAGUGUGAUCAUUCCAGAGGCUGUAAGUUGAACGCAACAUGCCACCCUGACUACAAUGGCACACGUUGUUUAGUACCAAAUCCCAACGGAUUGUCGAGUGAUAGAACUACAAGAUUGGAAACAUCUCAUGGUAAUGUAUAUUGGUAAUGUAUUUGUCAAAUUAACAUGGACCUAUAAUACUAUUAUAGCUCUAUGGUAGUUUGAAUUUGUGUGUCAGCCAAUCGCGAACCCUUUCUCGGUGAUAAUGAUGAAGAAUGGUUUAGGUCAGUUAAUUUAAGUCUAACCGCUUCUAUUUUUUACAGCAUCAUAGGUUAGUAUAAUACACUUGAAUUUUUUAACGGGCAAAGAAGUUUUUGGAGAUUUUUCAGAUUGCAAAAGACGAGAAUAAUUCCAAGACGGACAUCCUGAAUCAUCCACGAAUAAUCAUUGGACCACUGGCUUCCAACAUAGUCUUCAAGAAGACAGGCUAUUCUUGUACGAUGGCAUACUGGAGAACAUGUUGAAUGCAUCCAAUCUUGAUAACGACUAGACGAACAGAAAGAAUACGUCGGGAAUAAUCAUAUUCAAAGAUGUAUUAUAUCCAGUAUAUUGCGCAUGAAUGGACUAUAAGUGCAGAUGGCAUAUUUCACAACUCCCUAAAGUUCAUAUAGGCCUACAUUAAUAACGUUUGUAACUUUUGAGUAAUUGAACAAUGGCAUUAGCAUCAAUCUCAAUUUCCUCGCACAAUCAUGGAUAUAAUAUUAACUUUACAUUAUAUAGAUAUUGGACUGGUUUUGAUUUUAUUGUUGUGAAUAAACCAAGAAAAACCCACGAAAUUAUGAUGACAGCGGGUUCUUCCGAUGGUGAAUCGGCAGUCACCGAGAGACAGUUCCUUGGUUUUUCCGAAGAGUGUGUACAGUACAUCGUUUUUUAACGUGCACAUGGGUUAUAAUAAUGGACGGUUUAAACGUCUCAACCGAAAUAAGGUGCACUAAUGAAACUUGCGUUUCAGCCCUUCCGUACAAAUAAGGAUUACAGCGGAUGAUUUUUAACCGGACCAAGAUUACCUAAAGAUGGCAGUAAAACAGAAUAAUUUGCAAAAACAAUGUUAAACAAAGCAAAUUUUAGCUUAAAUGCAGUGUACAUGCUUAUUUAAAUAUAUAUUCUAUUAGUACAUAAGUUUAUUAGUUGAUACUGCCAUAAUAAAAUAUAGAGAACAAUAAUUAUAUAAUUGUUAUUAUAAUUGUUACAUUAUUGUUAUUAUUAUUAUUAUUAUUAUUAUUAUUAUUAUUACUAUUAUUAUUAUUAUUAUUUAUUUAUUUUUAUUAUUAUUUAUUUUUAUUUUAUAAUCAUUUUCUAAUGAACUCAUAAUACAUCUAUUGAUAUUAUGUACAUCUGUAUCAUGUUUAUAGCCGGUCAUGAGUCUGAAAGUUAUGCUAUCUUCAUGGCAUUUUCAUGUUAUUUGACUAACGCGAAUAGACGCAGAAAAAACCCGUGCUUCUUAAUUUUUUUUUUUUUUUUUUUUUUUUGGAGGUGCUUCUUUUUGAGAUGGACUUCUUUUCGAGUUGGUCUUCUUUUCGAGGCUACUUUUGCUACUUGCUACUUUUUUUUUUUUUUUUUUUACUGGAUCACUGUAUAUCAGUCUGUCUCAUGAAGUGUAUACUGGCAUUGAACCACCUAACCUACUAUGUAAACCAAGCGUGUUUUUAAUUUCUGUUUCUUUAAAACUUAUUUACAGUUUAUGUACUGUAUUCUCUUUUGAAAAGAGACCCAUGCUACCUUAUAAUGUGGCCAUGGAUUUCUUUUCGAAAUGGUCUACUUUUCAAGGCUACUUUAGCAAACUAAAGAGGGGACUUCAAUUCAAGAUGGGCUUCUGCAUCAAAAAAAAAACAAUCAAUCAAUUAAGAGACCUGUUGUGAUUUGCUUUUUAAGAAGAGACUUUUUCACAGUUUAAGUGUGAUUUUCUCUCUUUAGUAGUAAGAUAAUGAUUGUAGAGUUUUGAUAA
Anneissia japonica is the source of this 2903-nucleotide messenger RNA. RefSeq names its product tyrosine-protein kinase receptor Tie-1-like. The record is from RefSeq and is a predicted model, not a curated record. Lineage: Eukaryota; Metazoa; Echinodermata; Crinoidea; Comatulida; Comatulidae. The coding region runs from base 32 to 1066 and encodes 344 amino acids. The transcript is spliced from 7 exons.